CCCGAUCCCCAAAACAAGCAGCGCAACAUCUGCCUUCCCAAAGCAGUUGUUUCCGAUUCCACCCUCUUCUCCUCUUUUCCUUUUGGUGCAGCGGCCAACCGGCGAUCAGAGCGGCGAUGGACGGCGGGAAGAAGAGCCGGAACCCGUCCAAGGUGUCGGCGGACCACCGCAGCGACCGCAAGUCAGCCACCGGGAUGAGCGGCGACCCCAAGAAGGGCGGCCGCGGCGGCAAGUUCACCUGGGAGGGUGCCGACGGCUACGCCGACGAGGACCUCGACCUCAUCUCCAAGAACAACAACAGCCGCGCCGGCAAGGGCGUCGCCGCCGCCAAGAAGGCCCACGACGCCAACGCCGACGAGUAGGACCCGCCUCGUCCCCUGCCCGCCCGCCCGCCCGCCCUUACCGAUCGAUCGCCAGCAAGCCCUUCGCAGCUCUAGUUUAAUUCCACAGUCUCGGUUCGGUUCUUGUCUCCGAAUAAUAAGGGCUCUAAUCAAGUGUCGUGUUCGCUAGUGGAGUAGCUAGCUUCUUCCAGCUGUGGGCGAUCGACGGGCCGUGCAGGGUCUGUAGAUACCACCACCUCUUCUUCUGAGUUCUGUCUUUGACUUGCUGAUGUUGGUGCCUUGAUUCGGUUCUUGGAUGAACUGAUUUAGUUUGCGCAGUCGCAAUCGUUUCAGCUUCUGAUGUUGGGGGCCAUGGUUGGAUAA
Phragmites australis (common reed) is the source of this 704-nucleotide messenger RNA. RefSeq lists its product as uncharacterized. Lineage: Eukaryota; Viridiplantae; Streptophyta; Magnoliopsida; Poales; Poaceae. The record is from RefSeq and is a predicted model, not a curated record. The transcript has a single exon. Bases 117 to 362 code for a protein of 81 amino acids.